Messenger RNA from Drosophila grimshawi, 1501 nucleotides. Its product is annotated as putative inorganic phosphate cotransporter. The transcript is spliced from 4 exons. Gene Ontology annotation, biological process: transmembrane transport; monoatomic anion transport. Bases 64 to 1476 code for a protein of 470 amino acids. The record is from RefSeq and is a predicted model, not a curated record. Gene Ontology annotation, molecular function: transmembrane transporter activity. Gene Ontology annotation, cellular component: plasma membrane. NCBI's taxonomy places the organism in Eukaryota, Metazoa, Arthropoda, Insecta, Diptera, Drosophilidae.
AGAGGUCUUGUGGUGUGCGGUAAGUCAAAGCACAGAAGUCAUCACGUUAACGAACGCAUCGAAAUGUUGAAAAAUCGACGAUUUGAAGAUGAAGACUCCGGAUUCGGCAUACGGCACUUGCAAGUAUUUUUUCUCUUCUCCGCUCUGUCCAUGGGCUUUGCCAUGCGAGUUAAUCUCUCCGUUGCUGUUGUGGCAAUGGCAGAAUUUCCUGAAUACAAAUGGUCGGAGAAGAUUAAAUCCCUGGUGCUGAGCAGCUUCUUUUGGGGUUAUGUGAUUACCCAGAUACCUGCAGGUCCUUUGGCACGUCGCUUUGGCGGUAAGGUAACGAUCCUAACGGGAUCGUCCAUCUGUUCCGUGCUGACAAUUUUGACACCACUCUGUGCCAAGCUGGGUGGUUGGCAACUGCUCUGCACAGUGCGUUUGCUGGAAGGCUUGUGCCAAGGAUUUCUGUUUCCCUCGUGCCACACGGUGCUCUCGGCUUGGGUGCCACCUAAAGAGCGAGCAACCCUAGGCAACUUCACGUACGCGGGCAAUCAGUUUGGCAUAAUCGUUAUGCUGGCCACAAGUGGACUGCUCAUCUCUAUGGGCGGCUGGCCCAGCGUCUUCUAUGCCUCUGGUGCAGUUGGCUGCAUUUGGUCCAUCAUAUAUUACAUUUGGGGCGCCAGUUCGCCAGCGGACUCGAAGAGCAUUUCAGCGGAGGAACGAACGCUGAUUGAGCUGGGGCAAGCUGGCGAACGGAAUGACAGCUCGGAGCAGCCCAGUCAUCACCAAAUCACUCCCUGGAUGAGGUUUUUCAGAUCGCCUGCUGUCCUGGCGCUGAUUGUUGUGCAAUCGGCUUAUGCGUAUGGUUUCUGGACCUUGCUCACACAGAUUCCCAGCUACAUGAAGUAUAUCCUGGGCAAGGAUAUAAAGGCAAAUGCACUGCUAUCCGCGUUGCCUUCCGCCGCAAUGCUGACACUCUGCUUCAUCUUUGCCUGGCUAUCGAAAUUAAUGCAGAAGAAGGAUUCUAUUUCACUCUCAUUCAAUCGCAAGUUCUUCAACUCAAUAGGAACUUUUGGUCCCAUGUGUCUUCUGAUUGCGUUGGGCUAUGUGCCACAGGAUAAGGAUACACUGUCCGUGGUGCUGAUCACUCUUACCGUGGGCUUAAUCUCCGCCAGCCACGUGGGCUUUUUAAUAAACCACAUCGACUUAACGCCAAAUUAUGCCGGCAUCAUAAUGGGCAUCUGCAAUUGUGUCGCAAACUGCAUGAGUCUCGCCGCUCCCCUCCUAGUGGGCGUCAUUGUCACCGAUCAGCACAAUCCACAUCAGUGGCGUAUGGUAUUUUUCGUGGCUGCUGGAAUCUAUUUAGUGGGCAAUGGUGUUUUCCUUAUAUUCGGACGCACCAAUGUCCAGCCGUGGAACGAUCCAUCAGCCGAACAGCAAAAGCCUGGAGCUGAUACCACGGAACAGUUGGAGUCACAGACUCAAAAUAAGUGAAUGAAUCAGUUAGAUCGAUCAAAUA